Closterium sp. NIES-67 is the source of this 1035-nucleotide messenger RNA. The record is from the annotation of a GenBank genome assembly. Lineage: Eukaryota; Viridiplantae; Streptophyta; Zygnematophyceae; Desmidiales; Closteriaceae.
CAGUAUGUAGGACACAAGUCACACACGCUCCACUCUCUCAAGUACUUCGUGAAUCUGAUGCAGCGCCUCCUGUAAUUUCUUCGAAUUGUUGGCGCCAGGGGCUUCGUUAGCGGGCUACUUGAGAGCACGGUGGAUUGCCGUGUGAUUCGAGGGGAUUUGGAGUUCUACUUGAGUCGAUUUGAGGCCUCCAGUUUUGGUAAGCUUGGGUUCCUUCUGCAGCGGCCACGCCCACGGCCACGGCCAGGGCCAGCAGCGUGCUCCUUCCGCAGGAAACUCUGUGUGAAUAUUACUGAGUAGUGGUUAGGUCGAUUUACGGAUCGAAAUAAGGAUCGCAAGAUAGACCCGGUUGCGCCUCCCAGCCUACUGCAUUUCUCGCUUCUUAAAGCCAGGGAUACGAGUUUUUAAAAUCCGCCCGUUUAGUAGCGUUCAGAUUAGGGAUACUUGCGGUGUAUGCUCUCUUGAGCCAGGUGCUUGGUAGGCCGAUCUUGUGUCGCGUACGCUGUUUCCGCGUCAACACGCCACGUUCUGCCAGGUCGCGUCAGGUGCGACUAGUGCAGCCGCUGGAGCAUUUUGAGACUCGGGCUUAAGAACCAGCUCCUCUGUGUCAGGCCCGCACUUCUCUCAUAGUGCUUUCUGCCAUUGCAUGAUCAAGACCCCACCCUGAGAUCUUCGGUGCGCCAGUUCUGCAGCGUUUCCUGGUUUCACAUGUCACAUCAGCCAGCCAGUUGGGAUGAGAUUCGGGCAGUCAUAAAUUACCGCCCUGCCCGCACUGCUCGGUAUGUAGCGGGCUUUGCUGUAGUGCUGGCAGUGAUGGCUGCUGGGAGAUCAGUGCUGUUGGAGGCAACUCCUGGGAUAGCGGCUAAGGUGCAGGCAAGGAAUAGAUUGAUAAUGGAGGAUGUGAAUUUUCGUCUGGGUAAAAAAACGAACUGAGUGUCAAACAUGUGUGAUUGUCAUGUUUGUAUAGACUGUAUAGGGUCAUCUCUUAGAGGGUACAAGACUUAGGUAUAUCUGUGUGUACUCUCACUGUAUCAACUA